AUGACCACCACCACCCCAACCAUCCACAACCACACCACCCCAACCAUCCACAUCCACGACCACACCACCCCAACCAUCCACGACCACACCACCCCAACCAUCCACGACCACCACCAACCAUCCAUGACCACACCACCCGAACCAUCCACCCACAACACACCACCCCAACCAUCCAUGACCACACCACCCCAACCAUCCACGACCACACCACCAACCAUCCACCCAUUUCACACCACCCCAACCAUCCACGACCACCACCACCCCAACCAUCCACCACCACACCACCCCAACCAUCCACCCACCACCCCAACCAUCCACAACCACACCACCCCAACCAUCCACGACCACACCACCCCAACCAUCCACGACCACACCACCCAACCAUCCACCCCAACCAUCCACCACCACCACCUCCACCACCCAAACCAUCUACGACCACCAACACAGUCCCCCAAGUUCCCAGUGCAAGUUAUAUUCAGCUGGGUGUCUAUUCGUGUGUUAUCGUCCUGUAGAUAG
Molecule: messenger RNA, 516 nt
Organism: Haliotis rubra (blacklip abalone)
Lineage: Eukaryota; Metazoa; Mollusca; Gastropoda; Lepetellida; Haliotidae
Product: protein TRACHEARY ELEMENT DIFFERENTIATION-RELATED 7A-like
Exons: 1
Coding region: 1-516 (171 amino acids)
Source: RefSeq, a predicted model, not a curated record